Danio aesculapii is the source of this 1252-nucleotide messenger RNA. RefSeq names its product carbonic anhydrase XIV (gene ca14). NCBI's taxonomy places the organism in Eukaryota, Metazoa, Chordata, Actinopteri, Cypriniformes, Danionidae. The record is from RefSeq and is a predicted model, not a curated record. The coding region runs from base 98 to 1219 and encodes 373 amino acids. Gene Ontology annotation, molecular function: zinc ion binding; carbonate dehydratase activity. The transcript has 12 exons. Gene Ontology annotation, cellular component: plasma membrane.
UGAUUUUUACAUUCAAUUGUCCUUUUAUCCCUAUAAGUGUGUCUAAAUAAGAUUUAAAUUGUGUGUGUAUGUUGUGUGUGGGGAGAAUAGUAAAAUCAUGGAUCAUAUCUGGACAACCUUGGCUUUUUCUUUCGUUUUGAAGUGUGUGGAGUGCUCAGGAAGUGCAACAAAAUGGACGUAUGCAGGUGCUGUGGGACAACCAGAAUGGAUUGAGUUCUUUCCUGAAUGUGGUGGUUUCAAUCAGUCACCCAUAAAUGUGGACACAUCACAAACACUACAUGACCCAACACUAAUUCCUGUGCAGCCCAUGGGAUACAACCAGCCUGGGAAAAGACCAUUUAUCCUCUCUAAUAAUGGCCAUACAGUGCAGAUGACAUUGCCCCACUGGAUGGGUGUUGGUGGAUUGCCAUCACAUUAUAGUGCUGUGCAGCUGCACCUGCACUGGGGUAAUGGAGUGGGCAUAGCAACAGGAAGCGAACACACCAUUAAUGGACAGAGCACUUCAGCAGAGCUUCAUAUUGUCCAUUACAAUACAGAGGUUUAUGCAAAUAUGUCAGAAGCUAUGAUGCAGAAGAAUGGCCUGGCUGUGUUAGGAAUCCUAAUCGAGACAGGUGAAGAGGUUAAUCAGGCAUAUGGUAGUAUUUUUAACUAUCUGGGACGCAUCAGAUAUGCAGGACAGAAGGUGGCUAUCCCAUCAUUUGAUUUACAGUCUCUUUUACCUGACAAUCUCAGCCAAUAUUUUCGCUACAAUGGCUCACUCACCACCCCACCCUGCCACGAGAGUGUCCUCUGGACCAUCUUCAAUGAAAGGGUUAAAAUCUCUCACUUGCAGUUGUUAAAAUUAGAGACAGUAUUGUAUUCCAGUAAGGCAGAAGAGGAAGAACCCACCAUUCUCCAGGAUAACUACCGUGCCACACAACCACUUAACCACAGAACUGUCCUGUCCUCUUUCAUUCCUGUCUCAGUUCAAGUUUAUACUGUCGGUGAAAUUGCAGCAAUUGUGAUUGGAUCUCUGUUUGGAUGUAUAGGUUUGGCUGUUAUUAUCUGGUUCAUUGUGAAAACUAUUCGCUUAACAUCCAGUUGGGAUGUCCUGCAAAGUAUCCAACCUGCUCCUCAGCCCAGAAUGCAAGACGCAAAAGAACACAAACAGGACACAGACUUAAAGAUGACCUCUAACCAAGAAAAAACAAAGGACACUGAACAUCAGCCUGAAAUUUGAUUUUAAACCUGUUUAUAUCUUGACCUUUUGGUA